UGAGCGAGUUCAAGGACCGAUACCCGAUACUUGCAGCGAGCUUCACACAAUCCAACCAAGUGGAGCUGAGCAUGACAACGAUACGGGCAUCUCCUAAACUGUGCCCCGGCUACAGCGAUGGCAGUUGCAUCGCCUCGGGCACUCUCGAGUACAUCCGGACGUGGAGAGAGUUCAAGUCGCUUCCCGGUGUAUACAAGACAGACAGGAAGUGGUUGAAGCUUCGAUACCCACCGGCCGAGGGAUACUCCGCGCACCCUGGCUGGCAGGAAAUGCUGAAAAACGCGGCAAGGUCGGUGGCCGACUUGACGCCCCCGUAUAUCCGCUACCUCAGCUGGCGGUUUGCAUGGCAUCUCUUCUGGCACCACAGGGGCAUGAGGCACCAGAGCGCACCGCUCGAGAGGAUGUGGGGCAACGUCGCAGCAGACGUGCUCCUGUGGCACUUUAGACUCCUCCAGGACCAUGAUCUCGAGGUGCUUUACAGCAUGAGCGUUGGCAGCCUCUUGGGCCUGCUGGCGUGUCGCUGGGACUACGGCAUCGCCGUGCUCGAGAUGUUCUACGCUAUACGGCAGGAUCUCGAUAAGCACAGCUUCAAUCCGCUCAAGUCCGCCGUCCAGCGAGCUGAUACAGCCAUGCGCUGGUACAUCAAGGCCAUAAAUAAAGAUGAAGAGGAGCAGAGAUAUCAACGGAUGCUGCUAAGCAGUGCCUUCCGAGUUCUCAACAACAUGUUGAGAGUGUAUGCGACGGAGAGACAGUGUCGAGUCUUUGCCAAGCUGUAUUGCAGACCCCCUCCGAUUCCGAGAGAUUUCUUUGUUAUAUUCUCUCGGGAUCAAUUCGGCAAGGAAAUGGAACAAGAAUCGGGUCAACUAGAGCGAGAGAGAGCGGAUAAGUCGAUCAAAUGGCUCGUGCAUCAUAUUGCGGAACACGAGGCAAUCCAUGGGAAAAUCGAGCCCAAGGGUACAACGGCCCCGCACGACCGGCAUAUGAGCUGUGUUAAUGCGGUCGAAAGCUGGUACGGUCACGCAUUCAUCGAGGAACUGGCCGAGUCCCUACAGGAGCGCGAGAGAAGUGAGAAGUCGGGCCAUCUCAGCGACUCGGUGAGCUUGGUGGAGUGACGUUGGGUCCCUCCCCUCACCGAGAGAAGCAGGGGUCUUGGCCCCGAGACGCCUUUAUUCCCCGCCAACCCCCACC
Colletotrichum navitas is the source of this 1188-nucleotide messenger RNA. RefSeq lists its product as uncharacterized. The transcript has a single exon. The record is from RefSeq and is a predicted model, not a curated record. Lineage: Eukaryota; Fungi; Ascomycota; Sordariomycetes; Glomerellales; Glomerellaceae. The coding region runs from base 72 to 1112 and encodes 346 amino acids.